Messenger RNA from Angiostrongylus costaricensis, 1260 nucleotides. The record is from the annotation of a GenBank genome assembly. Lineage: Eukaryota; Metazoa; Nematoda; Chromadorea; Rhabditida; Metastrongylidae.
AUGCUGUCAGAGGCUCAGCGGCCUCCUGCAGAUCCUACUAGUGCCACUGAGAAUCUCCUAAUGCUCGCCAUACAGGAGCGCCUUCAGAGUCAGCUCCGUCCUAGCGCCAAUCCACUCAAUCAUCAAUUAAAUUUGUGUCAAUCAUCCGCUGCACAGGAUGUGAAUCGGUUAUUCCAACAAAUGCUUCCACUGCUUGGCCUCCCUCCUUUUCUUCCCGGGUUUCCUGGUCCGCUGGAUCUUGGCUGUCUACCUGGUACUUCCAUGUCCCAUCCCUUGUGGCAGCAUAAUCUCUGUGCUUGGCCGGAAUGUAAUCAACCUUGUGAGAAUCUCACAGUAUUCUUAAAUCAUUUAUCGCAAGUGCAUACGUUCAACGAAAGGUCGACUUCCGAUAUGCGUAUUCAAGUCGAACUUGUCGAUAACCUCGAACAUCGUUUAACAAAAGAGCGUAAUCGGCUACAGGCAAUGAUGCAACAUCUACAUAUGAAACAGUCGUCCGACACAAUUGAACCGAACUCUGCGCCAUUGCGAUCACCAAAGCAGGAACCGUCCUUCACCACGAUCUCAUCCACUUUGUCCACACAGGGUGCACAUCUGUUGGUUCUAUUGCAGUCGCUACCGUCAGUAUCGCUGUCGAUUUCUGAAGCCGACACGAAGCCGUUAUGUGUUCCUGCGUCUUCAGCAGUCUCAUCCGAUGGAUCGCCGAAUUCCAACGACUUGCAAGCACAGAAGCCGUUCGUACCAAGGCGAAGUCGCAUUUCGGAUAAGUCGGUGCUCCCGAUUUCUGCGGACAUUGCCAGGAAUCGAGAAUUCUACCGUGCGAACGAUGUACGCCCGCCUUACACCUAUGCAUCUCUUAUUCGACAAGCCAUUAUGGAAUCACCGGAGUGUCAGUUGACAUUAAAUGAGAUCUACACCUGGUUCACAGAGACGUUCGCUUAUUUCAGAAGGAAUGCUGCCACUUGGAAGAAUGCUGUUCGACACAACCUUUCAUUGCACAAGUGCUUUCAACGUGUGGAGCAAAACGUAAAGGGAGCAGUGUGGACUGUAGACGACAGCGAGUUCUACCGACGGCGACCACAGCGCACCGCCGCAACCCGCAGUCAACCCAACACGCCUUUGCCAGAAGAAAUGUUGGCUCAACGACUUAUUGAUCAAACUGCAUUGAGUAUAAUGGAACAUCGGAAUGAUAGCACAACUCAUUUGGCAGACGGUACCUUGCUGAAUGGCAGCCUCGAAGGCGUGUUGUCAUUUUUAGGUUAG